Carya illinoinensis is the source of this 828-nucleotide messenger RNA. RefSeq lists its product as uncharacterized. The coding region runs from base 1 to 828 and encodes 275 amino acids. The transcript is spliced from 2 exons. Lineage: Eukaryota; Viridiplantae; Streptophyta; Magnoliopsida; Fagales; Juglandaceae. The record is from RefSeq and is a predicted model, not a curated record.
AUGCAAAAGGUGCUAUCUCGUCUUCUUAAGCAAUCUUUUGAUCAUGGAAAAAUUGGUCGCUUUACUCAAGCUAGAGGUACCCCUAUUAUUUCUCAUCUUAUGUAUGUUGAUGAUAUAGUCAUUUUUGCAAAUGGUGGUCGGAGGUCUUUAAGGAAUCUGAUGAAGGUUUUGCAGCUUUAUGAGAAUUGGACUGGCCAAGUCCUCAAUACGGAGAAGAGUGCUAUUUAUUUCUCUAAAAAGAUCUCGACCUACAGAAAGAAUUCUCUUCUUCAUCUCUCCGGUUUUUUGGAAGGUUCUUUUCCUUUUAAGUACCUGGGUGUGCCUAUUGUGGUGGGUAAAUUGAGGGCUUUUGAUUUUGGUGAACUUCUUGAGAAAGUAAAAAAGAAAAUCGUAGGUUGGAAAAUGAAACUGCUUUCUGCAGGUGGUCGUCUUAUUCUUCUCCGUCAUGUUUUGUCCAGUAUGGCCAUUCACCUUUUUGCUGUUUUACAUGUUCCAAAGGUUGUGAUCAAAGCUCUUAACAGAAUUUUGAGUUCCUUCUUUUGGGGUGACUCUGAUGGUAAAGGAAAAAAGAAAUGGAUUUCUUGGACUCAUAUUUGUAGACCUCCUGAUGAAGGAGGCUUGGGCAUCAGGGAUUUUAGCGAUAUUCAAGAGGCUUUACAUUGGAAAUUGGCCUGGCGCCUCAUUAAAGUUGACUAUAAGAGUUUCCAAGAUUUCCAACAAGGAUGUAAAUAUUCUUACUCGCCUGGAUAUCCCAGUUUUACCUAUGAUCCCGAAGAAGGUCCGAGUGAUGCGGUGGACUUGAACCCCUCAGGAUUGGGUGAAGCUUAA